Molecule: messenger RNA, 321 nt
Organism: Lycium ferocissimum
Lineage: Eukaryota; Viridiplantae; Streptophyta; Magnoliopsida; Solanales; Solanaceae
Exons: 1
Coding region: 1-321 (106 amino acids)
Source: RefSeq, a predicted model, not a curated record
AUGACGCAAGAGACAACUGUGGAAGUGAAGAUCGAGGCACAAGUUAUACCCAAAAGAGGGAGUUUCAAGUAUUUUUGGUCCAUAAUACAAGGUGUUCGGGAGAUUGACUAUGAUGCCACACACCGUAAUGGAGCAGGGUGGAUGAAAUGGAGGUUCGCCUUCGGGGUGCUUUGCGAUAAGAACGUGUCGCCUAGGCUGAAAGGUAAGUUCUACAGAGUGGUGGCUAUACCAAAGAUUGUUGUCAUACGGCGUAGAGUGUUGGCCAGUCAAAACGUUCACGUUGAGAACAUAAAGGUUGUGGAGAUACGGAUGCUCAGAUGA